Gigantopelta aegis is the source of this 1926-nucleotide messenger RNA. RefSeq lists its product as uncharacterized. NCBI's taxonomy places the organism in Eukaryota, Metazoa, Mollusca, Gastropoda, Neomphalida, Peltospiridae. The record is from RefSeq and is a predicted model, not a curated record. The transcript has 2 exons. The coding region runs from base 640 to 1362 and encodes 240 amino acids.
AGUCCUGUAGACAGUUCAGGGUGUAUCGUAAUUAUGGGUAAGGGCAGGUCACCUAUAGACAAAGCACAUGAAAGUAUUUAUUGUCAUCUGACAAGACCUUGUGCAAAACACUCCUUUGACUCUGGUUUGUGAAGUGAUACGAAUUGAGAUCCUGGUAAUGGUUUUUGUCGUUCAAAUUUAUGUAAAUCAACUUGCCAACUUGUUUGACACAACCCCCGCCUACAAUACGAUUGAUAGUAUUAGCCACUAAUAAAAUGACGUGGUAAUUUAAUGGCAUACUAUAUAUGCAAGGUCUGUUGUCGGCUUGUUGGGCAACGAUUCAAAAACCCAUUGUUCGUUAGCAAUCAUUGCCGUUAUUUGACCAGAAGAUGAGAGAAUGAAAUUGGAUUUCCUUCCACCUAAUAGGUAUGGGUUUCUUAACCUCCAAAGGCACAAAUACCUCUAGCUAUUAUGUAGUAUACGGGUAGUAAUUGCUAGUACGGGCACGGCACACUGAAUAUUGUUUACAUAGCGAUACCUGUUUCAGCUGGUCGGGGUGUUUUGGAAGGUGUAUAGAUUUGCUUGCAGUCCACGGAAAGGGGAGAUGGAUUGUAGGGGAAGAUACGGUGUAAUCAGCGAUUCCCGUUCUGUAAUUCAGACAUGAAGCACGUUCUGGAGUUUCUCAGAAUUGACAGAGAUAAAGCCUCGUCGUGUGAAGCUUGCAUGGGACUAACAGAGUUGGCGAAACAUCCACCAAAACGCGCGGAUAAGAGUUCUAAGAAGAAACAUGAUGUCUCGCUUGUCCACGUGCCGGAGUGGCUACAGCAGUAUGAGCGGGUUUGCCAGCGUCAACAGAACUAUCUCCAGCAGAUCGAGAGUCUUCGCAAAACACUCCAGAAACGAGAGAACCAGCUCAUGAUGGUCAGCUUAGAGCGCAUGCGCCAUAUAAAGAAGGGACGCUUCCGGCCCAUCAAGUAUCCAUCGGACUCGCGAAUGCCCGUUCAGCAGAUGCGGAUCGGUCCGGAGCCGUUUCCCCAGAGGGUGUGCAUCCUCCACGAGCGAAAGGGGAGGUUCGUUACGCUUCCAAAUUCACUACCUCGCAAUCUGGUUCCGAUUGUUCGAAACAAAAGACAGAUAUCGGUUUUACCGCCAAGAGGGACUGUGGAUCGUCUGAAAACCGACUAUGAACCAAUCGAAACGAUUGCAGAGCGAAACAAGAUCAAUCUGUGCGCCUAUAUGAAAGAUGGCUGCGGCAUCCGGGUUCCGAAGCAUUCCGCCAGCGUGUCGUCCAUGACUACCCGUGACUCUGAUACGGAAACACCCGACGACAUGUCUUUGGAGUACAUCACUGACGUCAGUUCAAGAAAAAAUCUGCAUCAGUAGUGUCUGCGGAUUUUAAAAAUUUACUUAUUUUUAUACCAAUACAAUCAACCAACCAUUGGACUUGUGCUUACAUCCACUGAAGGUUCAAUCACGACUGUCUUGGGCACAUUCUCCGACAUUCCCCGGUGGAUGUGUCUAAGACAGGGUCUAAUACAAUGUAAAUUUUAAGUUAGGGGCUUUUCAGUCAUCGUUCUCAUGAGCGUACAAACAAUAUGCAAGGACGGGGGGUGGGGGUGGGGAGGCGGUGGGGGAUUUAUGCCAGUUUACUUUUAUGAAACGAAACAAUGUUGAUAAAAUAAAUAUAUUUUUGAUGUACGUUUUUAGGAGGGGGUAAGAGGAGGUACCGCAAAUAAGUACCCUCUUAUUGGUAACUAAUUAUCACUGUCGUAUUAAAUGAGAACAAAGGACAGCGUUGGUAUGGUGCAGAAUAACGGCCUCGGAGGUGUCGUGGUUAGGCCAUCGGACAUAAGGCUGGUAGGUAGAGGGUUCACAUCCCGGUACUGGCUCCCACCCAGAGCGAGUUUUAACGACUCAAUGGGUAGGUGUAAGACCACUACACCCUGU